Molecule: messenger RNA, 2075 nt
Organism: Sycon ciliatum
Lineage: Eukaryota; Metazoa; Porifera; Calcarea; Leucosolenida; Sycettidae
Product: T-complex protein 1 subunit alpha-like
Exons: 12
Coding region: 86-1729 (547 amino acids)
Biological process (GO): protein folding
Cellular component (GO): chaperonin-containing T-complex
Molecular function (GO): ATP-dependent protein folding chaperone; ATP binding; ATP hydrolysis activity
Source: RefSeq, a predicted model, not a curated record
GCCUUCGAUUUUUGUCUUGGCAAAGUAUUCGAUUGAAAUUUCUGUUCUUGAGAAGAAGGCUGAAAAGCAUUCUUGAAAUUCCAAAAUGUCGACAGCGUCUCGCCUUCUUGUAGGAGGCGAGCGUACCUCUGGGCAGAGUGUGCGAACUCAAAAUGUGAUGGCUGCAGCAGCAAUUGCCAACAUAGUCCGUAGCUCCUUGGGUCCUGUCGGUUUGGAUAAAAUGCUGGUUGAUGAUAUCGGGGAUGUUACCAUAACUAACGACGGAGCUACAAUCUUGAAACUCCUGGAAGUUGAACACCCCGCUGGUAAAAUUCUUUGUGAGUUAGCUGAGCUGCAAGACCAGGAAGUUGGAGAUGGCACGACCUCAGUUGUUAUUAUUGCUGCCGAGCUCUUGAAACUGGCUGAUGAGCUUGCAAAGGCCAAGCUUCACCCGACAACCAUCAUCAGUGGAUACCGCGUUGCCGUAAAGGAAGCCACAAAGUACAUCAAUGAGCACCUCACAACUGGCGUUGAGGAGCUUGGUCGUGAGUGCAUUGUCAAUGCUGCCAAGACAUCAAUGGCAUCCAAGAUUAUCGGAUCCGAUGCAGAUUUCUUUGCCAACAUGGUGGUAGAUGCCGUUACAGCUGUCAAGAGGACCAAUGCUAAAGGAGAGGAGAAGUACCCGAUCAAGUCCGUCAAUGUACUCAAGGCCCAUGGUGGUUCGAGUGGCGAGAGUGUCCUGGUCAAGGGCUAUGCACUGAACUGCACCGUAGCAAGCGAGGGUAUGCCCAAGUAUAUCAAGAAUGCGAAGAUUGCUUGUCUUGACUUCAACUUGCAGAAGGCAAAAAUGGCCCUCGGCGUCCAGGUUCUUGUUGAUGACCCAGAGAAACUCGAUGGCAUCAGACAGCGUGAGUCCGAUAUCACCAAAGAAAAGAUCCAGAAGGUGCUUGCAACUGGUGCCAAUGUCAUCCUUGUCAGUGGCGGUAUCGAUGACCUCUGCAUGAAGUACUUUGUGGAAGCUGGUGCCAUGGCUGUGCGACGUUGCAAGACCGCUGAUCUCAAGCGAAUUGCACGUGCCACUGGAGCUACUCUACUGUUGAGCAUGACAAACCUUGAAGGAGAGGAUGUAUUUGAGGCAUCCUGUCUUGGCACUGCUGAGGAAGUCAUCCAGGAACGAAUUAGCGACGAUGAGCUGAUCCUGAUCAAGGGCACGAAAUCCCACUCAUCCUCGUCCAUCAUCCUUCGCGGUGCCAACGACUUUAUGGUUGAUGAGAUGGAGCGCUCAAUUCACGACUCGCUCUGUGUAGUGAAGCGUGUGUUGGAGAGCCAAAAGGUUGUGGCCGGUGGUGGUGCUGUGGAGACAGCACUAUCCAUCUACUUGGAGAACCUGGCCGAGUCCAUUAACUCCCGUGAACAGCUUGCUAUUGGCCGGUAUGCCGAUGCACUGCUCGUCAUCCCCAAGUACUUGUCAGUGAAUGCUGCUCAGGAUUCCUCCGACCUGGUGGCCAAGCUGCGUGCAUAUCAUCACAGGUCACAAACCGUCCAGGACCAGCAUCACCUGCGCUUUAUGGGACUGGACCUGGUUAACGGUGUUCCACGCGACAACUUGAAGGCCGGUGUCUUGGAGCCAGCAAUCAGCAAAGUGAAGACACUGAAGUUGGCCACCGAGGCAGCCAUCACCAUCUUGAGAAUUGAUGACAUGAUCAAGCAGGAUCCAGAGGAACCCAAGGAUGAAGACCGCUGUGGUUAGGUGGUCUAACUUAUGGCCGGGGCACCACCUCCCGCCAUCUUCUUGCAGUCAUACUAACCAGAAAUAUCAUGAAACAAAUACUUCUCUCUAACUACUCACUCCACACCUUUCUUUAUGGAGAAAUUUCAUGGCAAAUACUGGACGGGCAGGAUUUUUUUAGGCUCUGGACCUGGUCGUGAAAACUAUUCUUCUCUUGCCUGGGAUGACCAACUUAUGGCUGGGGCACCACCUCCCGCCAUCUUCUUGCAGUCAUACUAACCAGAAAUAUCAUGAAACAAAUACUUUUCUCUUACUCACUCCACACCUUUUAUGGAGAAAUUCCAUGGCAAAUGCUGGACGGGCAGGA